Messenger RNA from Nanorana parkeri, 921 nucleotides. It is a transcript of the gene BLOC1S6, whose product is annotated as biogenesis of lysosomal organelles complex 1 subunit 6. Bases 167 to 679 code for a protein of 170 amino acids. The transcript has 5 exons. Gene Ontology annotation, cellular component: transport vesicle; extrinsic component of membrane; BLOC-1 complex. Lineage: Eukaryota; Metazoa; Chordata; Amphibia; Anura; Dicroglossidae. Gene Ontology annotation, biological process: intracellular transport. The record is from RefSeq and is a predicted model, not a curated record.
CGAUUGUAAACUCUUUUUUUUCUUCAUAAAACUUUAUUGACAUCAACGUUAACGCGACCAGGAUUGUUUCCAAACAAGUAAAUUAGCUACUUCCGGGUUCCUAUAGCCGAGGGUCACGCUGAAGUCAGCUGAAUGUGCCCACAGGAGAGGGGGAAAGCUGGAUUUCAUGGAGGAAGAAGGCAGCGGUGAUGGACACACGGUAGACAGCACGUUACCCCGGGGGCAAAAUGCUGCAGCAGGGCCAAGCAAUGACACAAUUGAUGAAGGACUGCCAGAAGAUCAGUUUCCUCGUGACGUAAAGUCUGUGGAGCAACUCAGUGAAGGACUUAUUGCUCAUUACGUACCCAAUCUUCAGAACUCCAAGCUCGCCUUACAGGAACUCACGCAGAACCAAGUGGUAUUACUAGACACUCUAGAUCAAGAAAUCUCCAAAUUUAAAGAGUGUAAUUCAGUUCUCAACAUCAACGCCCUGUUUUCAGAAGCCAAGUAUUACCAUAACAAGCUGGUGAAUAUCAGAAAGGAAAUGAUACUUCUUCAUGAAAAAACCUCGAAAUUAAAAAGGCGAGCACUAAAGUUGCAGCAGAAAAAACAGGAGGAAAAUCUUAAGCAAGAACAGCAACGUGAGCGCGAGCUUGAGAGAGAAAAGCAAUUAACAGCCAAGCCGGCUAAAAGGACAUGAAAUGCAUGGCAUGGCUCCGCCCAUCCAUGAACUCCACUAGUCCUAUUCAUUUCCAUUACAUUAAGGAAAAUCCGGGCUGAUACAUGGUUAGGAACAAAAUGCACUGCCUCCUGAUUAUAUGCUCAUGUUCAAGCUGAUGGCAGUUAUCACAAAUUCUAGUCUGCAGUUUUUAUGCUUUUAACCAUCCCAUCUAGUUUCUUGCUUGCUCUGAUUGAGCACAAAUUUCAAAUGCAUUUCAAGAU